AAAUAGAACUCCUAAGCCUAAAGCAAACAAUUCGCAUUGCAAAACGAUUGAUCACAACACUAUUUAAAGUUCUUCUCUCGGUUCCAUUCGAUUUUCAGCUACACAGGGCAUCAUCGACGAAGGUGAACGGCGACGACAGCUGGUACUAUGAGGACAUACAGCUGGAGCGCGGCAACUCGGGGCUGGGCUUCUCGAUUGCCGGUGGCACGGACAAUCCCCAUAUUGGCACCGACACAUCGAUCUAUAUUACGAAACUGAUACCCGGCGGCGCAGCUGCCGCCGAUGGUCGUCUGAGCAUCAAUGACAUCAUCGUAUCGGUGAACGAUGUGUCCGUGGUGGAUGUGCCGCAUGCGUCCGCCGUGGAUGCCCUGAAGAAGGCCGGCAAUAUUGUGAAGCUGCAUGUGAAACGGAAACGUGCCACCAGUGCCACAGCAGCAGCUGCAGCGCCCACAGCCGAUGCACUGGAUAGUGUUAGUGCUACGGCCAUAUCGGCGGCGUCGGCGUCAGCAUCGGCAGCGGCAGCGGCCGGGCCAAAGGUGAUCGAAAUCGAUUUGGUCAAGGGCAACAAGGGACUGGGCUUCUCGAUUGCCGGCGGCAUUGGCAAUCAGCAUAUACCCGGCGACAAUGGCAUCUACGUGACCAAGCUGAUGGACGGCGGCGCCGCCCAAGUGGACGGACGCCUAUCGAUUGGCGACAAGCUGAUUGCCGUUCGCACCAAUGGCAGUGAAAAGAACUUGGAGAAUGUCACGCACGAGCUGGCCGUGGGCACGCUCAAGUCGAUCACCGAUAAGGUGACGCUGAUUGUGGGCAAGACGCAGCAUUUAACCAGCAGUGUGUCACAGUCGGGCGGCAGUCUGGGCGGCCAGCUGGGCCAGCAGGCGCAGCACUCGCAGUCCCAAACCCAAUUGGCAGCCACACGCCAACAGCAGCAGCAGCAGCACGUGAACUCGGAAUCUGCAGAGCCUGGCUCAAGAUACGCAUCGACAAAUGUCCUGGCGGCCGUGCCACCGGGCACACCACGCGCUGUCAGCACAGAGGAUAUAACCAGAGAACCACGCACCAUUACCAUACAAAAGGGACCGCAGGGUCUGGGCUUCAAUAUAGUCGGCGGCGAGGAUGGGCAGGGUAUUUACGUAUCAUUCAUAUUGGCCGGCGGUCCGGCCGAUCUGGGCUCCGAGCUGAAGCGCGGCGAUCAGCUGCUCAGUGUGAACAACGUGAAUUUGACGCAUGCCACACACGAGGAGGCGGCACAGGCACUCAAAACAUCUGGCGGCGUGGUCACUCUGGUUGCUCAGUAUCGUCCAGAGGACUACAAUCGCUUCGAGGCACGCAUUCAGGAGCUGAAGCAACAGGCGGCGCUUAGCGCCGGCGGCUCGGGCACCCUGCUGCGCACCACACAGAAGCGAUCGCUCUAUGUGCGCGCUCUGUUCGACUAUGAUCCGAAUCGCGAUGACGGUUUGCCAUCGCGCGGCCUGCCCUUCAAGCACGGUGACAUCCUGCACGUGACCAAUGCCUCCGACGACGAAUGGUGGCAGGCACGCCGUGUGCUCGGCGACAAUGAGGACGAGCAAAUCGGCAUUGUGCCAUCGAAGCGGCGCUGGGAGCGUAAAAUGCGUGCACGUGAUCGCAGCGUCAAGUUCCAGGGACAUGCGGCAGCUAACAAUAAUCUAGAUAAGCAAUCAACUUUGGAUCGCAAAAAGAAGAAUUUUACGUUCUCACGCAAGUUCCCCUUCAUGAAGAGUCGCGAUGAGAAGAACGAAGAUGGCAGCGAUCAAGAGCCGAACGGAUUUGUAAACAGCAACAGUGAAAUCGAUGUUAACAAUGUUAAUAAUAAUCAAGCGAAUGAGCCCCAGCCUUUUAUGCUUUGCUACACACAAGACGAUGCCAACGCUGAAGGAGGCGAGAUUAUCUACAGAGUGGAAUUACCCGAUAUGGAGCAGAUAACUUUAAUCUACUUGGAGAAUAACGAUGCUGACUAUCCUUCCGAGGAGAACGUGCUGUCCUAUGAGGCCGUGCAGCGUUUGUCCAUUAACUAUACGCGUCCCGUUAUAAUACUGGGACCGCUCAAGGAUCGCAUCAACGACGAUUUGAUAUCUGAAUACCCGGACAAAUUCGGAUCAUGUGUGCCACAUACCACACGACCAAAGCGCGAAUAUGAGGUCGAUGGCCGGGACUAUCAUUUUGUGUCGUCGCGCGAACAAAUGGAGCGCGAUAUACAGAACCAUCUGUUUAUCGAGGCUGGCCAAUACAAUGACAAUCUGUAUGGCACCUCGGUGGCCAGCGUGCGCGAGGUGGCCGAGCGGGGCAAGCAUUGCAUAUUGGAUGUGUCGGGCAAUGCAAUCAAGCGCCUGCAAGUGGCGCAACUCUAUCCGGUUGCUGUGUUCAUAAAGCCCAAGUCUGUCGACUCGGUGAUGGAAAUGAAUCGUCGCAUGACCGAGGAGCAGGCAAAGAAAACAUAUGAGCGCGCCAUUAAGAUGGAGCAAGAAUUCGGCGAAUACUUUACGGGCGUUGUACAAGGCGACACGAUCGAGGAAAUAUAUAGCAAAGUGAAAUCAAUGAUUUGGUCACAAUCGGGACCAACCAUUUGGGUACCAUCGAAGGAAUCUCUAUGACCAACAGCCACAACAACAUGGACACUGCCGCCUCGAGUACGUUGUCGACCUGUGUCGAGAACACCAACAACAACAACAACAUCAGCAGCAACAGCAGCAGCAGCAGCAGCAACAAAUCAGCCGCAACAAAAAACGUCACAUUGAUGCACCAACGCAACGACCACGAUGA
This is a messenger RNA of Drosophila navojoa, 2781 nucleotides long. It is a transcript of the gene dlg1, whose product is annotated as MAGUK family member discs large 1. Lineage: Eukaryota; Metazoa; Arthropoda; Insecta; Diptera; Drosophilidae. Gene Ontology annotation, biological process: chemical synaptic transmission; receptor localization to synapse; regulation of postsynaptic membrane neurotransmitter receptor levels. Gene Ontology annotation, molecular function: protein kinase binding. The record is from RefSeq and is a predicted model, not a curated record. Gene Ontology annotation, cellular component: postsynaptic density membrane; basolateral plasma membrane; neuron projection.